This is a messenger RNA of Rotaria sp. Silwood1, 2196 nucleotides long. NCBI's taxonomy places the organism in Eukaryota, Metazoa, Rotifera, Eurotatoria, Philodinida, Philodinidae. The record is from the annotation of a GenBank genome assembly.
AUGGCUUCCCAACCAUUGACAUAUGAUGAUUGUUUUUUAUUAUCUAAUAUAUGUUUAAAUUCAGAACGAAUUUCUAGUCUUCUUGAGUAUCGUUUUAAAAGCAAUUCGAUUCGAACAAGCUUUGAUUUUAAGUCGAUUCUUCCUGAAAAACCAUCGGAUAAUGCAAAAAUUUCUCGAUCAUUCUUAAAAGUUCGUCCAAAAAAUGUAAAUUCAGUAAAUAAUAAUGAUGAUAAGAAUAUCUUAUCUGAAUCAUCGGAAGAUGAAAUUGACGAAAUUUCUUCACCAAAAACACCAAUCAAUGUUGCCGAUGAUGAUUAUCUUAAUAGUCUUGCAGAAUGGGAACCUAAUAACCUUCGACCAAUAAUUGAAAGUGAUGAAGAAGAAGAACAACAACAAACGAGAAGUGAUGUACAGAAAAUUAAUUAUGAUAAUACUCCUGUUGAUUCCAUGGAUUUAUCAACAGCACUUCCUAUAAGUCAAGCCGAAGAUUUGCUUAUUACAUUUAUUCAUCGUUCAAUCAAAAGUGAACCGAUGAUAUAUGAUGAUAAUGAUUUUAAUCGUUCACAAUUAGAUGGACAAACCGAUUUUCUAUUUGAUAAGAAUAAUAUACCAGAAAAACGAAAAGAAAAGCAAAACCUAGAUCAAAUUAUAUCUAAAAUAAAGUCAAAAAUUUCAAGAUCAACUCAAACCGUUGAAUUAAAUGGUGCGUCAGAGCAAUUUAAUACGUAUCAUACAAAUCAUAAUAAGAAAAUGAAAAUUUCUAAUCAAUCAUACCAUCAAAAUAAUAAUAAACAAUCAAAAAAGAUGUUUACAUCACAAUUAUCAUUACCUUUACUUAAAACAAAUGAAAGUGCUAUUCAUCCAUUUGAUAAACGAAAUCGUAUCUUAUCAAAUAAUCAAAACAUUGAGACAAAUAUUUAUUCUCAAUAUAAACAUAAUCAACAAGUUUCUUCAUCGAUAAAAGAAAAAUCAAUGGAAAGAAGUAUGAAGUUAGUUGAAGACAUAUUGAAUAAUUAUCAAACAACAAAACCAAAAGCUUCAAACCCAAAUUUUAUUCAACAGAAAAAACCUCCAACAAAUAUUAUAAAAGCUUCUAAAUCAACAGAUUUAUCGUUUGUGAAAAAUACGACGAAAAAAAAACGAUUAGAUACUCAAUUAAAUUAUAAUUCACGAACUACAACACGUUCAUCGUCAAAAAAUAACAACAAAUCAUUAGUAGCACAUACUGGUAAAACUCUUCUAGACUAUUUUAAAUCUGUUAAACAUUCAUCAAAAAACAAUAAUAUUCAAUGUUUUCCAGUGGUAAAAAAACGAACUGAUCGAGUGGAAUCAUCGAUUAACAAGACGAAAGAAAGACCAGCAAAUUAUUUCGAUGGAUGUAUUGUUAUUGACGACGAUGAUGAUGGUAAUGAUAAGAAGAACAACAAUGAUGCUAACGAUAAUGACAUACAAUUAAUUGAAAAACAAUGUUAUUCUAUUCAUAAUAAUAUUCAUACACGUGAAAAACUUCUUGAUCAUGCUGUUGAUUCAUCAGAAAUGCGUAUUAAAUGGUUAAUUAAUCUGGAAUCAUUUUUACUUGAACAUAUUUCAAUAUGUCAUCAAAAAAAUAUUCAACCAAGAAAUGAAUUUUAUUUAAAUAAUUGCAUUAAAUAUGAAGAUAUCGAUAAUGUAUUAUCAUAUCAUAUUAAUACAUCAUUUAUUUCAAUAAUAAUUUUAAAUUUCUUAAAAAUGUUUAUCAUUCGAAAUUUAAAUCAUGAUCAAGAUGAACUUUCAUUUUUUCAAUAUGGUUUAACAUCUCAUUUACGUUAUUUAUUAAUUGAAUUACCAACAUAUAAUCAUAAAAAUACUGAUGAUAAUAAUUGUUUACAAUGUCAUCAAUAUAGUUCGAUUAUAAAUAUUUUAUUUGAUUUAUUAUUUGAUUUAAUCGAAUAUGAUCUAUGUGAAAUAAAUAAUAAGAAAAUAUAUCGUUCAAAAUUAAUUGAAGAUGAUUAUUUUAAUCAAUUUCUUCAACAAAAAAAGAUUAUAAAAAAAAAUAAAUUUUACCAUAUUAAAUUAAUUAUUUAUUUUAUUGAAUUAAUUGAAAUACAUAGAAAUAAAUGCCAAAAUAAAAAAGAAAUUUUUCAUAUAAAGGAAAAUCAUAUAUUUCAAUCGAUUGAAAACUUUCUUCAACAUAUUAUUGUAAAAAUAAAUACGUAA